AUGGCUACAUUUCACAAAAGGAUUGCUUCGCUAGAAAAAGAGAAAAACUCAAUCGCCGAAGUCCUCAGUGCAUUAAAUGGAACGAUAGAGUCACUCAAUCAAAGAAUCGAGCAAAAUUUCAUUCCUUUGAAAGUACGAGAGCUUUUUCAGAAACACAAUAUUACCGCAGCUGACCAAACGCAGAUAAAUAACGAAAUAAAACAAAUGUACGAAGAAUGUAUCAACUACAUAAACCUUUGGAUAACACCCUUACAAUCCGUAAAAUGCUACGAAUGGAUGUGUUUAAAGAAGGAUCUACAAUUUGAAAAAAUCACAGAUGCUCUAGUGUUUUUGAGGGACAAAGGUAUUCCUGUAGAUGACGCAAAACUAUUUGAAGAGUUCUGCCUGCUUAAGAAUUUUCUGACCACAAAACAGAGCGAUUUUUAUGACGAGCUCGCUGAAAAGCAAUGGUGUAUCUUUUUAAUACAAUUAACGACAGCUCAAGAGUUUCAGAAUUUCUGA
Messenger RNA from Parnassius apollo (apollo), 501 nucleotides. The record is from the annotation of a GenBank genome assembly. Lineage: Eukaryota; Metazoa; Arthropoda; Insecta; Lepidoptera; Papilionidae.